AUGAAUGGUCAUGUAGAUAAUGUGAGGGUUAUAUAAUUUAUGAAAAUGAAUUCUAAGAACAUUCUAAUGUCUGCUGGUGAAGAUAAAUCAUUAAGAUUAUGGUCAAAUACUCAAUUGGCCAGACCAAAAUUUCUAUAAAAAAUUGAGGCUCAUUUAAAUGGAAUUUUAUGUUUUGUUCUAAAUCAACUUGAAGAUCUACUUAUUACUGGAAGUAGAGAUACGACAUUAAAAUUUUGGAAAAAAAAUAAUGACCUAUCAAAUGGUUGUAUCUUAGGAUCUUGUAUCUAAACUAUUCAAUAACAUACCCAUAAUAUAUAUGAUUUAAGUUUAUCCCAAAAAGAAGAUAAAUUAAUUUCUUGCUCUGAAGAUUCAAGAAUAUUAAUAAUUUCACUUGUACAAUCUGUCUGGAAAGUAACUCAAAUAAUAUAGGUUUAAUAAUUUGGAUAUAGAUUAUGUUUUCUUAGUAGUAAUAUUUUUACAUUUCAACCAAGAUUAGCUGAUUCAAUGAAUGUCUAUGAGCUAAAUUAGGAUGGCCAAUUUAUAAAAUCAUUCGAUGUUCAAGUAAAAGGAGGCAAUUAAGAUUGUAGAAUAUUCUUUCCCUAACAAUAUAUUACUGAAAAAAAUGUACUAAUUAAUAAAAAUGGUUUUCAUAUUAAUAUCAUAAAAGUGAUCAAAAACAAAGAGUAGAACUCACAAAAACAAUGCAAUUUAUAGCUUGUUGUGGAAUAAUCAAUCAACUUUAAUCAAGAGUCAACAGGACUGAUAUUUGGCCAAUUAAGUCAUAACGCAGAAUACUUAAUAACUUGGGAUGGGAAAACCAAAGAAUUGUAAAUGAGAUAGUUGCUUUAUCAAAAAAUUUGA
This is a messenger RNA of Paramecium octaurelia, 861 nucleotides long. The record is from the annotation of a GenBank genome assembly. NCBI's taxonomy places the organism in Eukaryota, Ciliophora, Oligohymenophorea, Peniculida, Parameciidae.